Messenger RNA from Schistocerca nitens (vagrant locust), 533 nucleotides. RefSeq lists its product as uncharacterized. The transcript has 4 exons. NCBI's taxonomy places the organism in Eukaryota, Metazoa, Arthropoda, Insecta, Orthoptera, Acrididae. The record is from RefSeq and is a predicted model, not a curated record. The coding region runs from base 13 to 444 and encodes 143 amino acids.
UGGCCAACUCCGAUGGGUAGUGCAUACUGCCUGUCGAAAAGUGCGCUGAUAAUGUUUAGCAACGUCUUGAGAAUGGAAAUGAAGCAAUGGUCCGUCGCUGUCUGUACUGUGGAUCCUCCUGCUUGUGAGACACAUAUAACAGACACAGAGUGCUUGAAACUGAAGUACUUUGGAAAUAUUGAGAAGACUUUUCCGGAUGAUAAAGAAAGUGUUCGACAGGCAAGAAAAAAGAAUUGUGAGGUAAAGCUAAAUGUUAUGAAGUGGAUAACUAGAGGGGACUUUUCAAAGGUGAUCGACGAGAUGGUAAGAGCCUGCGUCGGGAAGAAUGCACAGAGAAGACACACGGCUGGUUUCAUGGACACUAUUCUAUUUAAUACAAUUACCAUGGAACCAGAGUUUACAUCCUGGCUAUUCUGGACGAUUGUCAACAUAAUACACCGAUAAGAAAGUUGCCAACAUAGCGUCGGAGGAAGAACGUUCCGAGGUGGAUGAGGAGGGUGCGAUGAAGCAGAAAGCCUUUGUGUGUUAUUACU